Molecule: messenger RNA, 1459 nt
Organism: Polychytrium aggregatum
Lineage: Eukaryota; Fungi; Chytridiomycota; Chytridiomycetes; Polychytriales
Exons: 6
Coding region: 115-1203 (362 amino acids)
Biological process (GO): mitochondrion organization
Cellular component (GO): SAM complex
Source: RefSeq, a predicted model, not a curated record
CAAGCUGCAUCGUGGACUGCGUCUUGCCGAUACCAACAGCCCACCGCAUCGCAUCGCAUCGCACCACUUACCUUCUGCCCCCCGUCCAUCCCACGGCAUACAACACCGCCCGCCAUGGCUGUCGACGAGUCCAGCAGCCCGCCCGAUGUCAUGACCCUCUACAGCUGGCCAAGCGCCUUCAACCUGCCCAGCCUCGAUCCCUUCUGCCUCUCCCUGAUCACCUAUCUGACUCUGUGCGCUCGCGGCUCGCCUCACUGGCAGAUCCAGCCGUCCUCAACCCCGCAGCUUUCGCCCAACGGUGCUUUUCCGAUGCUCCUGGCCGGCGCCGAGCCCAUUGCGGGCACCUCCAACAUCCUGGCCUUUCUCAAGAAGCGCGAUGGAGCCGAUCUGGACACACAUCUGACCGAAUCGCAGCGCGCCCAGGCGACAGCAUUGAUUUGUCUCAUCGAGGAAAAUCUCAACAACGCCCUGCUGUAUACAUGGUGGCUCGAGUCUGAAAACUUUGUCAAGUCCACUCGUCCAAAGUUCUCCAAGGCUCUCGGAUUCAUCAGCCGUUACUAUGUGCCGAACCAGCUGCGCGAAAAGGCCCGCUUCCGACUCAAGGGCACCCGCACGAUUGAGUCCGACGGCAAGGAGGUGCCGGAGGUGUACUUGGAGGCUCGGGACAUCUACAAGGAGCUUGCCAAAAUGCUCGGCGACAAGCCCUUCUUCUUCGGAGACAGGCCCACCUCGCUCGAUGCAGUCGCUUACGGCCAUCUGGCACUGCACACCUACCCAUCGCUCGCCAACGUGCAGCUCUUCACCAUGCUGUCGUUCGAGUUCCCGACCCUGGUCGACUUUGUCAAGCGCAUCCAGACCAAGCUUGAUGUCGAGGCGAACGACAAGCUCAACCUGCCGAUCAGCCAGGGCCCCGUCAAUGAGUCCAUGCUGGCUUGGAUGAUCAAGGACCCCAAGGCCAUUCUGUACUCGGCAUGGAGGCAGGUCCAGGACAAUGUCACGCACAUGUGGCACGGUGAUGGCGGCCAGAAGACCAAGGAGGAGCGCAAGGAGCUGAUCUACAACACCGCGAUGGUGAUUGGCGGCAUUGUCUUCUUUGUCGGCUAUGCCUUUGCAAGCGGGAUCAUUCAGAUCUCCCAUGAUACACACCACGAUCAUGAUGACGAUGACGACGACGAAGAGUACUAUGAAGACGACGAAGCAUAGACCGAUGUGGCUCGGACGCAGCCAAUCCUCACGAAGGCAUGUCCCCCCUGUCAUGGCGAACCGCCAUAGUGAACCGCCAUAACGGACUGCCCCACAUCAUACACGUACAACAGCGCACUGCCCAAUCCAUGAUGCAGUCGAGUCCGUCCCUUUCCCAUUCACCAAAUACAGACGCACCCCGUGCGAAAGAUCGCCCCAGUCGCGGCGAGAUCGAUUCAUAUCAGAGGCAGUGUACGGAUCCAUGUAUUCAGAUUGG